Molecule: messenger RNA, 1044 nt
Organism: Blumeria graminis f. sp. triticale
Lineage: Eukaryota; Fungi; Ascomycota; Leotiomycetes; Helotiales; Erysiphaceae
Source: the annotation of a GenBank genome assembly
AUGGGUCUCGGCAAGUUGUAUGUCAACCCCCAGGACAAGUUUGGAGCCAAGCAUUAUGAGGUGCUCGAAAACAAGCCGAGAAUUUUCUUCGAAAAGUGCCGAAUCGCCGGGGUUGGCGAAAAUCAGUUUAAGAAUGUGUUCUCGACGAUGCUGCGAGACGCCGCCCACGACUACUACUUCAGGCACCUUGCUGAGCACCUUAACGACCUGAGUUUCGAUGAGAUGGUCCACAAAACGAAGGAAAGGUUUCACACGAAGACAGAAGAGCAGAAUUACCUGACAGAAUGGCGAGCUCUCACCCUUCUCAAGGUUAUUAGGGACAAUCCCGAAAAGAACACCCUCCAAUGUCUUGACCUGGUUAUCGAAAAACUCCAAAAGAUCUACGAAGCUCUCAGAUGUAACUAUAGUCACAAAAGCCACAGCCUCGCCGGACAGCUGUACGCUGCAUGUCAAGGCGUAUCAGCCUGCGCACAAGCACUCAUCCGCCCCCACGACGGAUUCGAGAAUGCCUGCGCUGAGCUACAGUCUACUGUCAAGAUCCAUAUGGACUGUGCACCACGGAAUACAGAGCAAUUUCAUCAGGAAGCAGAAUACGACAAUGACAAAGAAGAUAACAAUGGACAGUUAUUUGUCGACCGCAGGUACAGAGAAAGAGGAGGCCACAAUAGAGGGAGAUUACAAGGAAGAGGUGGAUUCAUGGUGGAUUCAGCAGCAAUAACGACCGCCAAAAGAUCUGCUUCGUGUGUAAAAAGGCUGGAUGCUGGUCCACUCGGCACACACCAAGCGAACGUCAGGGACGGAUCAAGAGCUGGCGGACGUACAUGGCGGAGAACGAACUCCCGAACAACAACAAUACCCUGGGUAUGUUUAUCAUCGACUAUGAAGGUUACGAGGCGAACCAAAAUGACGGUGAAAGUAACCUUAUUGACAUGUUCAACACGUGGUCAGAAGACAAGAUUGAACAGUUCAACACCAGCUACGGGACCAUUGAUGGACAGAAUACGGCUAUCCUGCUCAACAAUCAAGCGUCCAUACAUGCCCUAA